Ostertagia ostertagi is the source of this 588-nucleotide messenger RNA. The record is from the annotation of a GenBank genome assembly. Lineage: Eukaryota; Metazoa; Nematoda; Chromadorea; Rhabditida; Trichostrongylidae.
AUGUUGGCUUGGCUGAGCUUGAUCUCAUUUGUCGCCUUGGUCGCAGCACAAUCAAGAACCAGAAUACCUUGUGGACUGCCGCCAUUCGUCACGAAACUGCCAGCGAAGCAAGCGGAACAGCUGAGGGAGGCAUGGGCCAAUUACCAGAAUGGAACUUCAUGUGUGAAUGAACAAAAAAGGACUUUCGAAAUCGUCGCCUCGCUCACUGAGGCGGAACGUGCCGCCGUUUUUGAGUUCAGGGUGGAACCAGUUGCAGUAAAAAUGCGUUCAGUUGACGACCAUUUUGACACAACUCCACGCUUCAUCAAAAUGCUCUCAUCAGAAAUAAAAGAAGGAUUCGAUGCUAUCUGGAUGAAUAGCACCAUUCCUGAUGCUGACAAGCAUAAGCGACUUCGAGAAUAUGUCGAGAAGAACUUUAACGCCGAGCAAAAGGAAGGCUUUGAGGAAUGGCUAGCCGAGAUAAUCAAAGCAAAGAAGGCUAUGGAUGAAAGGAUCAGCACCCUUAGCGCGAAGUCGCAGCAGGUUUAUCAUAAAUUGAUGAAGGUAAAAAGCUUUUUCGUUCUUAUAGAAGAGUCAAGGUCAAUGUAA